Messenger RNA from Nyctereutes procyonoides (raccoon dog), 2222 nucleotides. RefSeq names its product MARVEL domain containing 3 (gene MARVELD3). NCBI's taxonomy places the organism in Eukaryota, Metazoa, Chordata, Mammalia, Carnivora, Canidae. The record is from RefSeq and is a predicted model, not a curated record. The coding region runs from base 88 to 1185 and encodes 365 amino acids. The transcript has 3 exons. Gene Ontology annotation, cellular component: membrane.
GCCACCUGCCCGGGAAAGCUGCGGUGGGUGGUUGCCCUCGGGUGGUUGCCCUCGGGUCGCUCCGGGGCGCGGACGCGGAAGCGCGCCAUGGGAGAUACGCCGGGGGCUCGCGAGCCCCGGGCCCGGCCGAAAGAGCGGGACCCGGAGCGGCAGCCCCGCCCGGACCGAGACCGUCACCCCGAGCGCCAGCGGGACAGACCCGGCGACCGGCGCCGGGAGAGGAACGGGGCCGAGCGCGGGGACGGGCACCGGGGCGGGGGCAGGGACCGGCACGCUCGCCAGGACGGCGGCCGCGGAGCGGGGGAGAAGGCCCGCCGGAGCCGGGCGCGGGACGCCCCCCGGAGGCCCGCCUGCGCCGCAGCCCCGCCCCCCUGGCCCGCGCCCUGGGAGACCCCGCAGCCGCCGCCCCCGAGGAAGGAGCGCUCGGGGCCCCGCGGCCCGGCAAGUGAACCCACUUCAGGGAGAUACCUGCCCUCGAACCCCAGGUCUGGACUAGAGGAAGUGGAAUAUUACCAGUCAGAGGCUGAAGGACUCCUGGAAUGCCAUAAAUGCAGAUACCUGUGCACUGGGAGAGCCUGCUGCCAGAUGCUGGAGGCGCUCCUGAGCUUGUUGAUCCUGGCCUGCAGCUCUGUGUCUUACGGCUCCACAGGGGGCUACACGGGCCUCCCCAGCCUGGGGGGCAUUUACUACUACCAGUUCGGAGGGGCUUACAGUGGCUUCGAUGGCGCGGCCGGGGAGAGAGCGCAGCAGCUGGACGUCCAGUUCUACCAGCUGAAGCUGCCCACCGUCACCACGGCCAUGGCCUGCGGCGGGGCCCUCAUGGCCUUCUGCUGCCUCCUCGUGCUCCUGGGCGUGCUGCGGGUGCCGUGGCACUGCCCCCUGUGGCUGGUGGCCGAAGGCCUGCUGGACGUGCUCAUUGCCGCGGCCCACGUCCCCGCUCUGUACUUCUACUUCCAGCGCCUCUCGGCCGCCUACGCCUCCCCCGUGUGUAAAGAGAGGGAGGCGCUGUACCAAAGCAAAGGCUACAGCGGCUUCAGCUGCAGUCUCCACGGGGGGGACAUAGGAGCUGGAAUCUUUGCUGCCCUGAGCACUGCGGUCUUUGCCGUGGGGGCCGUGCUGGCCAUCAGGGGUUACCGAAAAGUCAGGAAGCUGAAGGAGAAGCCUGCAGAGAUGUUGGAGUUUUAGGCUUUUUAGACCGUCCUGCCCCGUGGGAGUGGUGGAAAUUACUCUCAGGGAGUGCUUUGUGGCGGGACUUGCCAGCACGUGCAGUGACGGGCCAACCUGGCAUCCUGGGUGAAGCUCUGGGUUACACGGGGCAGGAUUCUCUGGUGGAGCCGGCCCUGGUUCUAGAGCCCUCUGUUGGUGAGCGAUGAAGCAAAAUGAUUGAAACAAAGCAAAACCAGAGGUCAAGGCGUGGGCUGCAGCAAAAGGCCCCUGUGAUGAACUCGAGGGAGAGAACCAAGCGCAUCUGAAGAACUUUAUCUUCAAAGUCCAUGAAAAGCCAUAUACCCAGGAGACAACAUUCCAACUUGAACUUUUCUAAACACAGCUGUCUCAAGCAGAUGAGCUCCAGAGUUUUUCCACACUGAGGCCUCCCAUCCUUCACCUCCUUACUGCUCUGGAUGCAGGGUGUAGGGAGGCUGGGAGACUCUGCCUGUACGUUGGAGGUAGGCGUGGGCCAAGCAAAGAGGAAUCAGAUUAAUUCACUGGGUUGCAAAAAGCUAUUCUAACAAGCCCCUCACAGUGGCUUUGAAAACUCAGUAAGUGUUUUGUACCUCUUGUAAAUGUACCAUUGUAUGAAGAAUUAAACCCGACAUCUGGAAUUCAGGAUCCAUCCAUUAUAAAAGAAUGAAAAAUCUUUCCCAACAGAAGAAUGCUACUUUUGGCCAGACAACUUCACGGGCCAAAUUGCAUGUUAAAUUAUGACUUCUGGAACAUUACAAUAUAUUCUUGGUACAAGUGAAUAUGUUCUUUGCUUUACAAGAAUCUUCUCUUUACUUCUCUUUACUAACACUCUACCCUUAAAUACAGGCAACUUGUCACAUUUAAAACGUGAAUUCCAUUUCGGUCUAGAGAAUGAAAUAAAUGCUUGUAUAUGAUUAGGCAAUUUUUUAAAGAAUCCUUAAGAAAGUGUGAAGAGCAUUUGUUUCCAAAGAGGAGAUUUUAUUUUUCAUUUUAGCAUAGCUUGACUGCAUGUUUCAGUUUUAUUUUAUUUUUUAUUU